AUGAUGUAUAAGGAAAAUAGAAUGAAUAUCGAUAAAAUUGGGUCUAAAAUAAAAGAAUGGGAAUAAUUAUCAUAACAUUUUUUAGACUUCGAUAUCAUUAUUACUUUGAUUCUCCGUUUAUAAUCUUUCAAUGUCAAUAAAUAAUUGUCUGAUUUGACCCACAGAUCUAAGCAUCAAGAUCUAAUAGAGAACUACCAUAAACUCAAGUGUCAUGAAAAUGAUUAUUCUAUGAGAUAUUUGUUACUUUAACCUUAUUACAACAUUUUUAUUAUAGAUCCCUAAUUAAUGAUCGGCAAUAUGAUUUGUCGCUAAAAUAACAAUAUUAUUCCCAAAAAAUAAAAGAUUAGGGAAUUGUACUUUUGUCUUUUGAUACCAAUCGUUCCUAUGGCAACACUCAAAAUCCAAAGCAGAGAACUCAUUAUGGCUAUAGUGAAUGUAACAGUAGUGAAUUUAUUUAAACCAAGUAGUUUGAUUGCAUUUACAAUAAAUAAAAAUACACCUCCUAAUUAAUGA
This is a messenger RNA of Paramecium tetraurelia, 513 nucleotides long. RefSeq lists its product as uncharacterized. The transcript has 3 exons. The record is from RefSeq and is a predicted model, not a curated record. Lineage: Eukaryota; Ciliophora; Oligohymenophorea; Peniculida; Parameciidae.